This is a messenger RNA of Cercopithifilaria johnstoni, 981 nucleotides long. Lineage: Eukaryota; Metazoa; Nematoda; Chromadorea; Rhabditida; Onchocercidae. The record is from the annotation of a GenBank genome assembly.
AUGAUUGAUAGAAUAAUCGAAAAUUUAUAUCUGAGCGAUGUGCAGGAAGUUCUGGAUAAAUUUAGAAUUGAUCGAUUAAAAAAUGAAUUAAAGAUCAGCCAUAUUCUUACGAUAGCAGCAGAAAGUAUUUCGACGGAAAAACAAAUUGUUGGGAUAUCUUAUAUGUUUAUUUUUGCACUGGAUACGGAUACGCAAGAUAUGUUUGCUGGAAAUUUGUUAGCUAAUGCGCUAACGUAUAUCAGAACAAGUAUUGAAAGUAAUGGACGAAUUCUUGUACAUUGUGAAGCUGGCAUAUCUCGUUCUGUAUUUGUUGUUGCUGCUUAUCUAAUGCAAAAAUUACAAUGUUCAUCGGCAAAAGCUGUUGAAUACAUACAAAGGAUACGACCAAUAGCACUACCAAAUGAUGGUUUUAUGCAACAAUUACAAAUAUUCGAAAGUUGUCAUUUUAUUGCCGAUGUGCAAGUCAUUUCACAAUGUUCGUUAUACAAAAAUUGGUUAUUGGAUAUCUCUUCAGCUGAUGCAUCAUCUGCAAGAUUUUCUGUGGACAAAAAUUCACCAGACUUGAUCGGUUCCAUGAAUGUCGAACACCGAUGUCGUAAAUGUAGGAAAAUCUUAUUCAACGAGAAACAUAUUAUGAGGCACAAAGUAUCGAAACCUGGCACUGUUACUGGCGACGGAAUAGUGGAGACAUUGGAUUGUAGUUUCGGUUAUUUUGUUUCGCCUAUGGAAUGGAUGCUUUUGAACGAACAUCGAGGAAGAAUUUUUUGUUCAUGCAGCGAAAAGUUAGGUCAUUAUGACUGGGGAGGACGUGUAUGCAAAGGAAUAACUGGUAAAUCAUGUGGAACAGCUGUGCGGCCAUGGAUUUAUAUCAAUCAGAACAAGAUCGAUCGAAUUGUGAAAAUAGGUAAAAACGUGCUAAGCCCUAUAGACAGCAUCAUUAUGAGGCCGUCGAAACUAUAUAGCAUAUCCAAUUUGGUGUAG